Messenger RNA from Aspergillus melleus, 5594 nucleotides. RefSeq names its product putative PAB1 binding protein (Pbp1) (gene PBP1). The transcript has 5 exons. The record is from RefSeq and is a predicted model, not a curated record. Gene Ontology annotation, molecular function: RNA binding. Lineage: Eukaryota; Fungi; Ascomycota; Eurotiomycetes; Eurotiales; Aspergillaceae. Gene Ontology annotation, cellular component: cytoplasmic stress granule. The coding region runs from base 960 to 3851 and encodes 963 amino acids. Gene Ontology annotation, biological process: cytoplasmic stress granule assembly.
AUCUUCCAAUCCAUCUUCUUGUUGCUUUCCCUUCUGGGAUCACACUUCUUCGGCCUGAACUCCAGUUUCUUCUUCUAUUUCUUAUUCUCUUCUCCGUCCCUUCCUUUCUUCCUCUCGUCAUUUGCUCCUCCCUCCCCGCCCGUCCCUCCUCCCACCACCCCCCCAAGCUUAAACCACCGCGUUCUUUGAGAGCGCAGACGGUGCGCCGUGGCUUUGUGCCUGCUUCUGACUCCCGUCAUUCCAUCUUGAUCCAUCGCUCUGCGUCGUGUCUAAUUCCACGACCGGAGUGAGUGUCCUGUCGGACAAUCCAAAGCCAGAUGGCUUCUACCGCCAACUCCAUGUCAACUGCCAACAGUGCGUCUGGCAACCCCGGCAAUGCAUCCAUCCAGAAUCCAAGCGCGAGACCCUCGCUGAGGCCCAGCGCCAGCACCAAGGCGUCGGACGGCAGUCGACGACAGUCGGGCAGUCCUCUCGAUGGGGGACAGAGGUACGUUGCGUUGUCAUGUUCAUUCGUCGCCUGCCAUUCCUUGACUAUCCUAUUUAUUUGCUCUUGCUUCUUGAUCAACUUUCACCGCCUGUUCCCCGGCAGACCGUGGCUGCGGGAUCCCCUUGCCUUUUCUUUUUGAUGCUUGCGAGGCUCAAUCGAUUCUUCCAAUUGGCUGUUUUCUUCGUUUGCGUGGUCUUUCUUGUUUCUUAGCUUUUUUUUUCUUGAUGUUCAUGCUCUUUCCCCUUCAUACAAUCCUCUGUGCGUCUCGGAGCUUCAUGCUUCCGGCUUUAUCUGUGCGCAUGGACCAAUCGGGUUUCCCUGCAAUCUAGACCGCAGCACUUACCAGGGCCUUGAAUGCACUCGAACUAACUCUCGCCUCUUCCCACGCAGGCGCAGUAACUCCCAGCGGGCGUGGACCCAGGGCACAAAUCCGAUUACCCAGAGAUCUUCGUACACGCAGCAGAACGGAAAUAUGUCUCAGAAACAAUCUCCUUCCCCCAGACCGACUCCCAAGGAAUCGAACACGCCCGAUAACCAUGCACACGACCGCCUCGUUUUCUUGGUCACCAGCUUUAUUGGUUUGACUGCGACUAUCACCACGAAAAACGGAGACAAAUUUACUGGAAUCUUUUCAUCCUCGUCUCUUGAGCCGACCGACUCUUCCUUUGCCCUUAAGAUGGUACAGCGGCAACAAAAUAAAGAGCAACAGCGGACAAAUGGAGUGAGUGAAACGGCAAGCCCGUAUAUGGGAACGGUACCCGAUCACACGGUAUCGUUUGACAUACGGGAUGUGGCAGACAUCGCGGUUGCCAAUGUCUCCACCUCGGAAGUCAUUGCGAAGCCUUCUAAUGGCGCCUCGAGUGGUUUUAGAACCGACGCUGAUAUUUCCGGAAACCUGGCGAUGCGUGAACGGACAUUGAAACGGUGGGAACCCGCUGCAGACACGGACGUCGACUUGUCGCUGGAAGGCACAUCGGCGUCGGCAGGCUGGGAUCAAUUCGAAGCCAACGCUCGACUCUUUGGUGCCACCAGCAGCUACGACGAGAAUAUCUAUACCACUCGGAUCGAUCGAUCCGACCCGACUUAUAAGCAGAAGGAGCAAGCCGCCGCUCGUAUCGCUCGCGAGAUCGAGGGCGUCGAGACGGAUAAUGCUCAUAUGCGGGAGGAACGAGGGCUGGCCACGGCCGAGGGCGGUGACGAGGAAGACAAGUACAGCGGUGUCCGCCGUGAUGAAAAGAACUUCCCCCCCUUGGUGUCGGGACAGCCAAACAAGUAUACCCCGCCUGCACGCCGCCAAGCUGCUGCGGCCACCAGCGGAACUCCAGCCGCCGCACCGCCCAAGGAACCUGUUAAACCGCCGGUGCAGCCCGUCGCGCCCGUGGCUUCGACGAGUGCUGCCGCCGAUGCAGAACAGAAGACGGUCCCUGGCAAAUCCUCGCCAGCUGCCAAUGCCACCCCGAAGCGUGCCGCCGCGGAGAAUGCUUCUGCGAACGUGGAAACGGAAGUGCUGGAUCAUUUCCGACAAUUCGCCAACACGGAGAAAAUGAAGAUGCAGGAACGCCGCCGGAACCAAGCCUCGCUUGAGAGGAAUGUCAAGCUGAACGAGCUGAUGAAAUUCUCGCAGAAUUUCAAGCUUGGUACGCCGGUCCCCAAGGACUUGAUCCCGAUUCUUGCCAAGGACCCUCAGAAGCAGGAACAGAUCGUACAGCGGGCUCAGCAGCAUGUGGGCGACAAGCCUACAUCCAAAUCGCCUCCCACGACCGCCAGCACCGAGCAGAAGCCUGCUGGUCGUAGCUCCGGUACCGCCCGUCACGACGGUGGAACGCUGCCCGCAGCGCCAUCUGAACGACCGACCUAUCCUCGCGGGCGUCAGAUGUAUCCUCCCGCCGGUCCACACGCCGGUCCCGGUGGGCGACUGCCACACCAAGCCAUGCAGCAACAGGGCCGUCAGGCGACUGGGAUGCUCGGCCACCGCCUGGCCGACAAUCUUCAGCAACGGAAGGGGGCUGCUAUGGGAUCAGUCCCGGCGCCUCUGCCCAUCAACGAUGCCCGCUUGCCCCCAACCGGACCGGCCGCUGAUCAGCCAAGCAUCACCAGCCCGCACAAGGCGCAGACUCCGACCUCCGCCGCUUCGACCAAAUUCAACGUUCGGGCCUUGGAGUUCAAGCCUAACCCGGCCGCCAGCACAUUCACCCCCGGUGCCUCGUCGAACUCCUCGCCGUUUGUUCCCGGUCGCUCUGUAUCCCGCGCUACCAGCCCGUCGGCUUUCUUUGGCGGGAAGAAGCUGCGGCCCCUCGCUGAGCGCCCGUCUCUCAACGACCAGUUCAACCCCAUCAAACGGAUGAGGAAAGAAAGCACGGAACAGGCGGACAAGGACUAUGCCUUCAAUGGCGGCAUUCCUCCGGCAUACAAGACCCUCCCAACCUGGGACGUCGCCGAAGGGAACGAAGACAAGACGCAUGAUCAGAUGUUCAAGGCGCCCGUUGUCUCGCCCCAGAAUCGUUCGGCAUCGAACCCUCAGGUUCCUCAGCAACCACAGAUGCCGUUCCAAUUCCCGCAGGCGACGCCGGGUAUGCCCCCUACCUCGGGCCCGCCUCAUGGACCUCACCUGCAUCCGCAACAGCACCACGGAUCGGGCCCGCCUCAUUAUGAUGACCCGCACCGGAUGCAGAUGUCUGCAUCGACCUCGCAAAUAUUCCCCUCCCCGCGUCUUCAGCCCGGCUAUCCGUCUCCUAUGGCGCCGCAUGCCCAGCUUGCGUUCGGUCAGCCGGUACCGCAAUUCUAUCCAACCCCCCCGCAGCCGACUCCCGCCAGGCACUAUCCGGGGACCCCUCAGUUCAUGAACCCGCAAGCCGCCAUGGGUGGCGCGCCCAUGAUGGUCCAGCAACCUUCCAGCGGGCCUUACAUGGGUGUUCCGCAAGGCAUGGCACCGUACACGCCUCAGAUGCAAAUGUAUUCGCCUAACCCUAGCCAUGCUUAUCCACAACACGCCCCCCCUCAGCCGCACAGUGGCUAUCCAAGCCCGAGUCGGGGUGCCCCUAUGAUGAUGCAUCAGAAUUCCCAACCCGGCCAGCCUCCACAGCCGGUCAUGUUUAUGUCUCCCGGCCAACAUGGACAGCCUGUUUAUCCCGGCCAACAGCCCGGGCACAUGCCACCGGUUCGGGGAAAUUAUCCUCAACAACAGCAACAACCGCAUUUCCAAUCUAGCCCUCAUCAAGCGCAUCAUUACCCACCCCAUCAACAUCGCACGCCCAGCAAUGGCUAUAAUCAAAUUCCUCAAAUCCCACCUCAGGCCGCCUCCCAGCCACCACCCUCCGUUGCCUCUGGUCCACAGGCCCCCGAGGCUGCCGACGAGGCGAAAUGAAUGCGACAACCCGGGCCUCCAUAGUGCGCCAGACGCUCUCGUUCAUUGGCCUCGGAAUUGAAACGGUCAUGGCCCGCGCGAGCGAACUGAACCCUGUCUAGCCGCACUGCGAAACAACGGCCCCCUCAUUCUCUGUUCCCCAGUGGCAGCAAUUCCAGUCUCACGCUCACUUCUCACUGCACGUUUCUCUUAUUUUGGAAGGUAUUUGUGCCUUGGAGGUCUGCGACUACGCUGGUUUGUACAGUGGGUAACCUUCCGCACUGCUGCUGCUGCUGAUCCGGCAUCUGAUACUCCCACUGGCUGCAUAUUCUCCAGUUACCCCAUCAUUUUAUCGACUGUUCGCCUCGGAUUGAGACUGGGACCGGGAAUUCAAUUUCCCUCAACCUGUCACAAAUCACUGGACUGGCCGUUCGUGCAGCUUUAACGUUUUUACAGACUAUCGCAUUGGUCGGUGAUUCUGUUAACUUUGACCUUGCUAUACUAUACACCACUUCAAGCGGUCUAUGGGUUGGCUCCAGCGAAUGGAAACUCCCAGCGAACUACAAGAGCUCCGUCCACGUCCGUGGAAUGGUAUAUGCUAUCAUGUUUGGGGAGAUUCUUUGAUACUUUUUGUUCCAUUUAUGUUUUUCUUUUCUCGUGUAUUUCUUUUGGCCUAUGAUGGGUCCACUAGGGCAAUGAUUUUCCGGCAACGGGUGCAGGGAGGUAGUGACUGACUUGCUUGGAGAACGAUCUGAUGCUGACGGCGAUAAGUGACUUUGUUUCAUGUCAAUGGGUGGCCGGUUGCAGGUACUUUGACCGGGCAUUUUCGCAAAGGCUUCUCGGGGGACUUUCUGCGUCCUUCGAGAGAAUUGGGCGUUAUACAAUUAGUAUAGACGAGUAGUUGCUAGUGGACGGGGAGCAAAGGAAUGCGCUAUCUCAAAAUUCACCAUAGUCUAAUGAUCUAAGAAACUCGCAUUGUAAAGCGUGCAGUUGAGCUAUAGGGGAAUGGAGAAUGUCCCCGGCGCUGAGAGGGUGUCUGAAAAUCUAUUUCUGAGAAGUGGUUAGCAGGAGAAGUAACCAAUAUCCUUGCGGGCAUUUUUGGGGUAAAUCAAUUAAAGCGUCUCCUCAGGUCUUUUCAGUUUUAUAGUUGGUCGUCAUCCAGCCAAAACGCACGUCGCGGCCGCGGUACUAUACAGCACCCAUCCAGAGUGCCAGCCGUCGAGACCCAGUCCAGAAUUGUCGAUUCCACAACCAUCCUACCAAAACCAAGACGAAGCCCAGCACUCGUUUCCGACCUCCAGUCCCCUCCGCGCAUCAUUUCCAUCCGCAGUAGAAUCCCUCGCCCAACCGAUGUUUGCCACAGCCAUUAGUUUCUGAAAUUCCUCAUAGAGACAAAGCGGACCAGAAACCCCAAAUUGUGGCGCCUGCGGACCGUACGGCCCUUGAUAUACACAUGUCUUCCCAAGGUCUGUCACGCCGAGAGUCUCGCGGCGAAGUGACCCUCGUGCCUUUUAUUCAAGUCAUGUGCCUGCAUAGCUAUAUUGGAAGAAAAACGAUGACGAACAGAAAAUGAAGGACUUCGCGAGCGAAAGACAUCCACCUUGAUCGACGCUAUGGAGGCGGGAUUCGAGCGGACUCUGGCUGGGGGUGAACCUCUUCGGCUGGGCUGGAUAGGCAGUUCCUUCGGUUUUGGUGCGACGUAUCGUUUGGACAGCGCGGUCUGACCUUUUACCAGAUUCACAUCAUAGGAGACGCAUUUUGGGG